Babesia ovata is the source of this 2064-nucleotide messenger RNA. RefSeq names its product Ribonuclease mitochondrial, putative. Bases 1 to 2064 code for a protein of 687 amino acids. The record is from RefSeq and is a predicted model, not a curated record. Gene Ontology annotation, biological process: mitochondrial tRNA 3'-end processing. Lineage: Eukaryota; Apicomplexa; Aconoidasida; Piroplasmida; Babesiidae. The transcript has 6 exons. Gene Ontology annotation, cellular component: mitochondrion. Gene Ontology annotation, molecular function: 3'-tRNA processing endoribonuclease activity.
AUGGCGUACGUGCAGCAGAUAGGGUGGUACAACUUGUCCGUGCCUCCCUCGCUGCAGCUGGUGACAUACCGCAAUACAUACCUGUUUAACGUCGGAGAGAACUCACAGAGAUUCCGCUACACACACAAACUUUCAAUAGGGAAGAUUGCCUGCGUCUUCCUGACUGCCGUGAACUCUUCGACAGUAGACGGACUCACUGGGAUCCUUCUGGCAGUGGAACGUACCUCUGUCGAGACCCUGCGGAUAUUUGGGCCCCCUCCGACCAAGGCGCUGGUGGAGGCUAUCAAGGAGCAAUCCUUCAUAAACCCGACGCUUGAAGUAUAUGCCCAUGAAAUCACCGAAACAACUUUUGUCGAGCUAGCCAGGGAGGAUGGCGUGGUCAUUUAUGGUGCAUCCCACGGGGGUGACACCGAUUACGGCGAGCUUCACGUCGUAGACAGCGUCGUAAACCUGAACGUCGCAUACCUCAUCGCUUUCGACAACGAACUGGGACCAUUCCUUCCAAAUGAAGCGCGUCGUUUGGGCGUGAGUCGCGUUCUCGCAUUAUGCAUAAGUACAAUCACGCAGGUUACAAAAGGGUCCGACUUCGGGCGCCUGAAGAAAGGUCAGGCGGUGCAAGUUGCGGACGGUUCCUGGGUGCAGCCGCAGCAAGUCAUCGGAUCUCCGUUGAGGGGCAAAAAAGCCCUGAUCAUGCACAGCAACGGCCCGGCAUCGUUAGAGAACGUGGGGACAUACGGUGAUAAUGUAAAUUUCGUGCAGGUAGAUAAGGCGCGAAAUCUAGUGGGUCGCCUGGAUUACGUUUUCUGGAUGAGCACUACCGAUUCCGAGGAUCUCGUGGAGGCGAAGGCGCCCUACGCAAUGAAAAUCCGAUGUGAUGCACCGUUUUUUGAGACGAGAAAGCACGUCGCACUGACAAAAGCGCACUACCUCAACAGCGUGCAUGCGACAUUUGCACCGCAGCUCUUCCCGACACCGCCCAACCCACAAGACAUGUUCUUCGGCUUCGCUGUUGAUGAUGACGAGCAUGAAGACCAACCAAAGUACAGCACUUUCCUCCGCCCGCUUACGAAAAUUGUGAUGCAUCCUGCGCACAAGGCGACGGUGGUCGAGGACUUUGCGUGCUGCGGGUAUUCACAGGAACUGUUCGAUAAAGAUGACGUACCAAUUAUGGAUAUUUUGGACGACAGCCUGCUCAGCGACCCUUCCAUCACGUUUCUAGGCACCGGGUGCGCUACCCCCGGGCCGAUACGAAACGUGUCGGGUAUACUGCUCAGCCUGUCGAAAACAUGCGCCGUCAUCCUUGACGCGGGGCGCAAUACGGUAGGGAUGAUUGUUGUGACGCCACCACGUCUCAGGGCCAUAGUGGUGUCACACUCACACGGGGACCACUACGUAGGUGUAUGCAGCCUGCUCGCCUACCGCUACAAGUACGGCAAGAAGUGCAAAGUCGAGGGCAGGCCGACUGUAUUCGCGCCCGCCCGGAUUUUACAGUGGAUGGAAUUUUACAAAAAUAACGUUUCACCCAUCGACUAUGAAGGCAUCGAAACCGUGAUUGGCGGUAGCCACACGGUGCCGGUGUGCGAUUCUGGAAUGCAGUUUAACUUUUUCGCCGUGGACCACAUAUCAGACUCCGUGGGCGUUCGGAUUACCCACGACGCUGUUGGCAGCGUGGUGUACUCGGGCGAUACCCGUCCGUGCGACAGCCUCAUCGAGGGCGCCAUGGAUUGCGACGUGUUGAUCCAGGAAGGUACGACGAUGCGUAACACGCAAACAUGUUCCGCAGCAUCGUUUAACGACAGAGAUCAUGCACAGGCCACCAGCCGGUAUCACACGACCUUCUCGGAGGCGGUCGAAAUCGGCGAGCAAUGCCGCGCCCGUGCAACCAUUCUGACCCACUUCAGCCAGCGCUACAGGAGCAUUGAGCUGGAUGUGGAGCCUCGGAACGACAUCAUCGUCGCGCACGAUCUCAUGCGCAUACCCAUCAAAGCCAUCAGCACCAUAGCGGAGCCCAUGCUGAUAGCCGCGGAGGAAUUGAACUUAGUACUUAAUCAAAUUUCAGACUAG